This is a messenger RNA of Haliotis rubra (blacklip abalone), 1693 nucleotides long. Its product is annotated as protein ABHD13-like. The transcript has 7 exons. The coding region runs from base 158 to 1249 and encodes 363 amino acids. Gene Ontology annotation, cellular component: membrane. Gene Ontology annotation, molecular function: palmitoyl-(protein) hydrolase activity. The record is from RefSeq and is a predicted model, not a curated record. NCBI's taxonomy places the organism in Eukaryota, Metazoa, Mollusca, Gastropoda, Lepetellida, Haliotidae.
AACAGACAGCUUUACAUUUCCAAUUCAACAUGUCUGCCUCCUAGUGUUUGUUUCCGAUUGAAUUUUCCGGUUGUAUACGUUCAGCUGCAUAUCUGUUGCACACAUCUGUUGCACACAUUUAAUAAUUAUACUGAUUUCCCAAUGGUUCAUCUGGGCUAUGAGUGACACCGAGCUAGAUAAAAAGGAAACCGAAGAAAUGGCGGAAACGAAGAAGAGACGAGCUGGAGCAGGGUUUGCUAUGAUCGAGUUGAUAAGCCGACUGGUUUUGGCUGUGAUGACCAGAUUUUGGAAGCUCUGCAGCACGGCUCUACUAAUUAUCCUGCUGGUGUUUUGGUUCGAGGGAGGAAUGUUGGCGUCAUUUCUUCUUGUCAUGGCACUGUUAGGGUUGUUCUACAAUGCCCAGGACAUGCUUCUGUACCACCCGGACCAGCCUCCCCAUUCCAGGAUGUAUGUUGAGCUGCCUGGGAUACUCCAUCUUCCUUACGAGAAUCAUUUUGUGAAGACCCGAGAUGGCACUCAGAUCAACGUGGUGUUAGUGAAGCAAUCCCAUCUAGAUGUGCCAACUGUUGUCUUCUUUCAUGGAAAUGCAGGCAAUAUUGGACACAGGUUGAUGAAUGUCCUCGGCCUGUACUCAGCUUGUAAAUGUAAUAUAGCUAUGGUGGAAUAUCGGGGGUACGGAAAAAGUGAUGGAUCACCAUCAGAACAUGGGAUGUAUGAUGAUGCGGAAGCAGCCCUUGACUUCGUCCUCAACAGGAGCGAUAUAAAUAAACGGAAAAUAUUUAUAUUUGGACGUUCUCUAGGGGGAGCUGUUGCAAUAAACCUUGUUUCCAAGGCCUCCUAUAGCAACUUAGUAGCUGGACUGAUUGUAGAGAAUACAUUUACCUCACUGCCAGAUAUAGCAAGAGUUUUAUUUCGCUUCAAAAUAUUGGAUUAUUUACCGUUAUGGUGUUUCAAAAAUCAGUACCCGUCCAAGAAGAGGCUAAACAAAUCAUGUCUUCCCAUCCUUUUCCUGUCUGGUCUUGGAGAUCAGCUGAUUCCUCCACCGAUGAUGACAGAACUGUUUGAGAGUUCAAGCAGCCCUCUGAAGAGAAUCAGUCGGUUCCCUGGAGGGUCUCACAACGAGACCUGGAUGAGCCCUGGUUAUUAUGAAGCUUGGCAUAAUUUUCUCAAAGAGGUGUGCGAUCGUCCAGUACAUGACUCCGGCCACAGUAUAGCAGUUCACAUGGACAAGGGAGUAAAGGAUGUCUGAUGUAGGACUGAUUGUGAUGUAAAUAUGGCCGACAACUUUCACCGUGAAUAAUCUCAGCAGAGGAGGAUACAGGAUUUUGAAAAACGGGGAUGGGGUUUUGGUAUGCCUGCUGUAGCCAUGUCACACGGUGCAGUUUACAAGUAAAGUCACCAUAGAAAACGGUCCCCGGAUCCGUAGUGCUCAGUCUGAGUCAGUGAACAGAUCAGGCAGCAGAGACAGGCUGGAGACAUCUCAGCAGUAUGUUGUGUUUCUGUAUCCUCUUCCCUGUUCUGGGGCGACACAUUGAUCCUUGUGGGACGUCGGUCGAAAUGUCAUGAAUGUGUGUGGGGAUAUUUACUCAUAUUAUUAUACUAAAUGGUUGCUAUGACAGCUAUGAGAAAUGGGGUUGUGAAACAUCUGACUGUGCAAUUUCUUCACAAUACAUGAAUCUUCAUAUUUUAAUCA